Molecule: messenger RNA, 2896 nt
Organism: Scylla paramamosain (green mud crab)
Lineage: Eukaryota; Metazoa; Arthropoda; Malacostraca; Decapoda; Portunidae
Exons: 6
Coding region: 105-707 (200 amino acids)
Source: RefSeq, a predicted model, not a curated record
CUUCAGUUUCCUCUCAGACAUCAACCGAGCUUGACUGAUUGCUGAGCGACACUUCAAUUUUUUGUCCUUGACAUAGUUUUGAAAACUGUAAGUUGUGAUGGAAAAUGGACCCCACAGUUUCAGAUUACGCGCUAGCUACACCGAUGAUGACAAAAUUUGCUUCCCAGUUUGAUUUGGAGCCAUGGAGUAUUGAUGAUUUCCACAUUACAAACCACACCAUGGAAGGGCAACUUGUGAAUAACGAAUGGUUGUUGAGUAAUUUUGAUCCUUCCCUGUUCGAAUACACCUCCAGCGAUUUACUGAAUCCUAAUGAUUCUACACAAUACGAAACUAAUUUGGAUUUGCAACAAAUGUCAAUGAAUAGUCAAAUGAUAAGUCCUCACAUUCAUGGGACAGACCGUUACACAGGGGAGAACCAGAAAGAAGACGGUUACACAGGGGAGAACCAGAAAGGAAAACGAAAGAAAGAAACAAGCAGUGCUGCGAGGUCAAGGCGUUGGAGGAUUCAGCAAAAGGCACAGUUGGUUGAGCUUAGGAAGGAGAAUGCAUCCCUACAAGAAAAGCUGAGAGAAAUGACCCUACAAAGGAAUGAAGCACUGAUGGAAGCAUCGAACCUGAGAGCUCUAGUAAUACAGAAAAACGACUGGCUACGAAACGAGAACAAUCGCUUGCAGAAACUGGUUUCAACCAUGAAAUUUAUCGAAUAAAACUACGUCUAGGCCGGUUCAACGUAGCACACUGUGACUUCCAUCGCCUACAGUCGGCAGUGUCUCAUUUACUACACAGCUGCUUCGUGUGCACGACUGCCGGCCACUGUUGGCGGCUGUCGUUAUGUUUUUAUUCACACAAUUUUGUUCUUGCACGUUUACAUAUGAGCCAUAAUAUGUCAUGAAAUAUUCUAAAUGGUAUAGGCGUGAAUUACAGAAUGCAAAUAUAACUAUUAACCAUUGACGUAACAGUUUUUCCAAUUUUUUUCAGUGUGAUCCUGUGAAGCAGUUGUCAUUGAUUAGUAAGAUUCCUGCUAUCAAGGCAGCAAUAGGAAGAGUUGAGUUGAUACGGGGCCCUGUUCUACCUCUCACCGCUGCCAGAUGACCGCUAACAGAGCUGGGAUACACCACCCCUUGCCGGGGGAGGGGGCCGGCCACGGGAAGCCUCCUUGCUUCUCACUACCGAGCUCAACGGCUCCCACGACCCGGCAACUCAGGGCGCAGUGCAAAGGAAGAACGACCCUAUUAUCCCCAUACCGUAAGUGUUCUUAUGUGUUUUUUUGUGUGUUGAUUUUAAUGUUUUGUUUUUCUUUUCAGGUGUCCGUACUACUGAUGUUGGUUUUGCUACAGAAGUUAAUGAAGAAAAAGUUGAGGGGGGUUUCAAGACGCUUAGGGUGGAUACCAGAAAAGCACUCCGACCUGUGGACAUUUGUGGUUCCCUCCCCAGAUGUGGACUCCGAGGCAGGUCACUUGCUGUCCUCGGCGAUGAGGUUCUUGAAGAUCCAUUACUAGAACCAGCAAUGUAAUCGCCGCUGACAGAGAUGGAGAACAAGCUCAGGCAUCUUCAACCAACGAGGGUGGAACGAUGCGGGGAACACGUCAUUCCUAGCUACAAUGUACAAAAAUUCGAGUUCCACUUUAGAAUGGAAAGGGAAAGGUUUGAGAUAUUUCAGGAGCUGCUACAACCACAUCUGACAUCAAAAUUGAGAAAAAUUGCACGUAUCUCUAUGGUUAUUAGGAAACAGAAAAUCAUUCAGAGGUGUUGCAGAUCGCUUCGACUUGAGUAAAAGCUCUCUCCGUAGCAUCUUCAUUGAAGUCUGUAACGCUCUCAAGAUUGUGCAGCCUUAAAUUAUUGCUUGGCACACUAAAUAUGAACAAACAUAAAAUGCAAGUAAUUUCCUCCAUGAAACUGGGUUUCCUGUGGUUGUGGGGUGCAUCGAUGGCUCUUAUAUACUAAUCCCAGGGACAUCAGUAGACAGAGCUGAUUACAUCUGCCGUAAAGGAUUCCCUGCAUCCAGUUACAGGCGGUUUGUGACAACAACCUCCGUUUCCUUGAUGUGUUAACAGGAUGGCGUGGCUCAGUUCAUGAUGCUGGGAUCUUUAGGAAUAGUACCUUACAUGAAAUGCUGGAGUGUGGAAGUAUUCAUGGUGAACAUCAUCUACUUGGAGAUUCUACAUAUUCUCUUGCUACAUAUAUGAUGGUUCCUUUCAGAGACAAUGAGCAUUUAACACCAGAACAGGUAUCCUACAACAAACACAACUCAUCUACCAGGGUAGUAAUUGAGCGUGAUUUCGGCCUUCUGAAAUAAAAAUUUUGAAGGUUACAUUAUUUAGACAUGAGGCUGAUUGACAAAAUUCCUGUCGUCAUUCUGUCCGCAUGUAUAUAUUACAUAAUUUAAUCUCGAUAAGAAAAAAAAAUAUUGAUAAUGAAUUACAAGAUAUCGACCUUGAAGGAGAUAACCAUGUUCUCCAAGCAGAUGAUGCUCCUCCAGCUGUUAACAAUACAGCUGUAAUGAAGACUGUAAUGAAUGCUACGAGACUGGGAAUAAGUGUUGGUGUUUACCCAUACUGUACUGAUCAUGUAACCAUUGCCUGGAUAUCAGCACAUCCCGCUAUCAGCAAUAUCUAAAUCCUACCUCAUCCUGGAAAACACAGUAGUUCAGUUGCUCUAUCACAUCACACCCUGUUUGCUCAAUGUGUAAGAGCAACAGCCAUUCAGGCCAUGUCACUCUCGCUUUCUUGCUCUCAGCGCUUCCAGUCUUACCUGUAUAAAAGUAAAAUUUAAGGUUUUAUACUAUUACUGCAAAUAAGCAUGAAAUGUUAACUCACCCCAAAAAAUUGACUUCUAGAACUUGUAUUUAUGUCAAUGAUAGUUGAUGUAAGUAAUGAGUAAAUGAUGUAAAGCAAAA